Messenger RNA from Mytilinidion resinicola, 741 nucleotides. RefSeq names its product U6 snRNA-associated Sm-like protein LSm6. The transcript is spliced from 3 exons. Lineage: Eukaryota; Fungi; Ascomycota; Dothideomycetes; Mytilinidiales; Mytilinidiaceae. Gene Ontology annotation, cellular component: nucleolus; U4/U6 x U5 tri-snRNP complex; U6 snRNP. The record is from RefSeq and is a predicted model, not a curated record. Gene Ontology annotation, biological process: mRNA splicing, via spliceosome; maturation of SSU-rRNA. The coding region runs from base 128 to 370 and encodes 80 amino acids. Gene Ontology annotation, molecular function: RNA binding.
CAAAGUUCAUCAACCUCAUAUAAAGUCAAUCGUCCAAUCACCUCACUUGUCGCACCACCACUCUCUCGAUUACUCCUAAGUCAAGUAUUUGAGGAGUGCAAUCCACACGGCUCCUCGGUCAGCAAAUAUGGAAAACGGCGCAGAAGACACGAAAGACCCGUCUGGCUUCCUGACCAACAUCAUCGGCAAGAAUGUCCUCGUUAAGCUCAACUCUGGGGUCAUCUAUAAAGGUCGACUACAAUCCGUGGAUGGUUACAUGAACAUCGCGCUGGACGAAUGCAACGAGUGGUCUGAGGGUCAACAAGUCCGCAAGUAUGGCGAAGCCUUUGUGCGGGGAAACAACGUGCAAUACAUCUCCGCCGACACAUGAGCUAGGAUGCAGCAGAGGGGUGAAAACGGAGCGGCGUGUUGGGCAAUGGCGUCUGUAUAGAGGGCAGGUUAGGUUACGAUUUCAGAUGAGAACCGUUUAUGACAUCUCAUGCGAGUCCAAAUCGUCCUAUCGAAGUACCCCUGACACUGGUGCCCAAGUCGCAAGACCUAGCUCAGACUCGUCUCAAUUAUUUGAUCUCAAUUUCUGCAAAGGGGCUGGACUGUUAUUGUUCACUAAAGGUAUCAUCCGAAAACCUCAUCACGCACCACAAAUCCUACAUCACGAUGUGGUAAACUACAAAAGAUCUCACAGAUUCUGUGCUGUCAAAGUCUGAAUUAUGAUCUCGUAAUUGCAAACACGAGUGUUAUACA